AUGGUUCCGCGGCUUGACCGGAGUGGUUUGAUCAUUUUUACCAACGCACCGGUCAUUUCCGACGAGGAGGCUCAACGUCCCCACGAUGGAAAUCUUCCAAUCCCCGUCUUCAAGACUCAGAACAAACUGGCGGCCGAUUUGGAACCAUCCGGGAUAUUGGCGCCGCCGACAAGGAGGGUAAAGUCGCCACGCCACUGGCAACCCGAGGAGUUUAUAGCUGAGCGGGCUCCAACCCUCAUCGGCCACUUUCUUCGUGUGAUUUGUCAACCCAUCCGAGUCGCGGAUCAAAGUUCACUGUAUGGAACGCCAGCUGACCUGGCCUCCAUCGAAGGGGAUUGGACUUUGAACGGGCGACGGAACGAUCCAGAGACACUGGAUGGACUGUAG
Aspergillus tanneri is the source of this 387-nucleotide messenger RNA. RefSeq lists its product as uncharacterized. Bases 1 to 387 code for a protein of 128 amino acids. Lineage: Eukaryota; Fungi; Ascomycota; Eurotiomycetes; Eurotiales; Aspergillaceae. The transcript is spliced from 2 exons. The record is from RefSeq and is a predicted model, not a curated record.